Molecule: messenger RNA, 4900 nt
Organism: Porites lobata
Lineage: Eukaryota; Metazoa; Cnidaria; Anthozoa; Scleractinia; Poritidae
Source: the annotation of a GenBank genome assembly
AUGGCAGAAUAUAACCGCAUCAUCAGUUUUAAAGAACCGAUAUACGAUAAAGUUCUUCCUGGUCACGUGAUAAGAACUGAAAAGGCCAAAAACGAGGGGAGCUGCCGAGUGAAGUGUUAUUUGGAUCCAAACUGUGUAUCCAUCAACGUUGGACCUGAAGUCGAGGGAACAAGAACGUGCGAUUUAAAAAACUUCACUGAUGAAAGCUCUGCGCAAUCUGACUUGGAAGAAAGAAAAGAUCACCUUCACUUUGCUAUUGAGGUACAACGCAUCUUUAAGUAGUUAAACCUUAAAACCCUAAGAUCAAAAUUUGAAUUCUCAUUUGUUGCCCCUAUUCAUUUCCUGCAGAAGUAAUGGGGAGAAGUUUAUAAAAUAUCAAGCAAAUCCGUCUUGUGUUAUCAUGUCCGUAAUUCUCAUGACCACUCUGUUUUACAAAGCAUGGAUAUUACUAGGAGAAAUUUAAUUCUGACCACUCUUAGAGGUUAAAACGUUAGCUAAAGGAGCUGUGUCACGAAAUUUAUCAAAAUUCAAACAGUGGCAAUUGCUAUGCGUACUGUGUGAAACAUUAGGGACCUUAAGCACGGACGACGACGACGGUAGUGAAAGGCGUCGGUUAAAAAAAAAAAAAAAAAUGAAUUUGUGUUCUUUCAAACUUAAUCGCGUCUGUUUGGACCCGCUCAAUAUGUCAAAUCAAGCGACUUUUCCUGGAGUUAAACCCUAAAGGAUUUUAUUCCGAUUCAAAAAGAGGAACGAAAAUUCGUCGUCGAAUAUCCACGUCAUCCAUAAAACGGCAAAUAUUAGGAGGUUUCACGUCGUAGUCGUGUAGUGGACGUCAAAGAAAUGUACUAAAAAGAGUGAUGCACGUGAUGACCGUUCCAUUUAUGUAUAAUUUUUGAGGCUUAUCUAAUGAAUCCCCAAAGAUUUUCUGAAGUUUAAUUUUUGGCAUUUCGCCCCCCAGAUUAAGCUAUUUUUCGCAAAAAAAGAAGACCUAAAAUUUCGGAUUCGAAAAUGCGAUGGAAAGAGGAAUCAGAAAAAUUCUCUCUUCUUCUCUCAUCUAAAAUUUUUGGGAAGACAAUACUGAAGCCCUGGUAACUUCGAAAAGACUCAAGUUGUCCUAGGAUGACCGAACAGAUAUCAAUUUUAUAGCGCCGAUCAGAAUGUAUUUCAAGAGGUCUAAAAGUACUCUGGAUAGCCUAAAAAGUGUGUUCAAUGCAUUGAGGAGAAAACCGUCCCUGGGUGCCCCUGGAUUGCACUUGUAGUCAGUUAUGAGGAAAACUUGUCGGCUUAACAGUUAUUCAGAGUUCAUUUUUUGUUGUUUGCACCGAUUGAUUGAAAUGCUUGGGAGACUUAUUACUUGACACAAAGCUGUGAUUUUGUCAUUCACCAGUAAUUUCACAUAGUACGUAACGAAUAAGGACACUCACGCAUUGUAAACAAAAUGAAGCACUAGACAGCCAUGAUAAUGACACAUCCUCUUGAAGGAUGAGCCCAGCGGCUGUCUGAUCAUACCCCCAUGAAUGGGGAGAAAGCAACUCGAUAUAUUGCAAUAUAUAGAUAAACAAGAAGACGCCCGAAGGCGUUUACGCGGGAUAUGUUGGUGUAAGUAAGAAUUACCGGUAUGUUGAAUGGCAAUGAAAAGUUGAGCUGCAGUAGAUCAACAACAUAUGUGUGCAGGAGAGACAAAAAUGUUCUGAUAAAGAGUAAUACACUAGACGAUGAGUUAUACACAAGGGUUCCUUUGCUACUCAAAACAAAACUUACAUCAAUAUGACCACCAUAUAUGUUAACAGUAUGGGGUAUUUCACUAAAAUUUGCAUUCCCUUUACUAAUGUCCUCAAAAAAUGCACUUCCACAUUCAACAAUAGGAUGUAAUGUGUCGUACUUGCAAUAACUUCAGGGAUGCAAGGCUGUGCUCCAGGGGAAAUUUCAGGAAGCCCCUCGGUCUCCCAAACAUUUUAGCUGGGGUGUCCGGGCCUACAAGUUUGUCGCCCAAAUUUAUAAAUCACUGAGCUGUUAGUCAAUUAUUAAAAAUUAAAGAAAUUAUUUUGUAAACAAGUCAAGCAGAAUCUUGUGAAUAUUUUUUUUUCAUGAAAAAUCACAUCCUAUGACAGCCUGACUUACACGUGAUUGGAAGUUGCAGCCAAUAAAAAUCGCACAAUUUUUCGGGGCGGCACGGGAUACGGCCGGGAAAGUUAAAAAAACACGGCAAUUUUUGACUCCCGAAAAAAAUACGAAAAGAAUGCGCAACCGAAUUUAUAACGCUGGCUGACUACGUCAUCCCGCGUAAUAAGUAUUGAAUAGACUGAAAAUGCCAUCAAAUAAAAUCUGUUAACCAGUUAAAUGACGUAAGCGGGAGCUGUAGCUAUUUAAAAAUUAAAUAAUGAUACAAAUGUACUACAUCGGCCUUCUCGUUCGUUUUUUUUUUUCAUACCUAGAAUUUUUGUCACCGUAGCCGUUGCCCUGGAGAGAACUUUUUGUGUCAAGUAGGGUUUACAACCAAAGGAUACAGAUGUGUCUGUCGCGAGGGUUUUAAAGGAGAUCAAUGUGAUGAAGGUAAUGGAACACUCGUCUGAAUUUUCAGUGUACUAAAUCCACCCCUCCUUCCCCCCUUCUUUUUUUUCUCAAAUUUUGAUGAGAACCAGUAAGCAAAUAUUCAAAGAGACUGCCAAAAACUGCACCUUGAAAUGAGCUAAGUUUGAAAGUCACACGUCUAAAGCGAGCUAAGUGGUGAGUUUUAGCAGACGUUUGUAGUAAUGGUAUGGGACACAAACUUGCCCCCCCCAACUUGCCCCCCACUUGCCCCCCAUUUAUUUCGCAUCGUUACUUUUUAACACUGAUGUCAAUCUCAAACUUUCUACCGGUGUUCAACUGUACGGCGGAGUUACUCUAUGCAGAGUCGUUUAACCAUAUUCAUACGGGGAGUGAGGGGGCGCCAAUCUUAGCGACUUUUCCGAAACAUUAUUUGCAAACAUUUUAAAUUCGUUGUGACGUGAAUAUCAUCAUUGAAGUUACCAUGGCAACCAAGAUCGGGGAGGGUGUAUCGGCAGAGGUGAAUAAAAGCCUUAAAGAUCUGCAUCGUGUCAAUCGAAAGUCGAAUUCCAUAAUCGUUUUAUUAUUAAUUUCACAUUUGCAAGUUCUUUCAAGACAGCCUUUUCUCUAGAAUGUUUCGUUCCUGGCUUCUCAACGGCUGUUAUUGAUUGUUCAUUGAUAGGUUAUAAUUUUUCAGUUUACAGAAACUGUGCUGAGCUUUAUGAAGCUGGUUUUCAAGUAAGUGGUGUUUACAGCAUCGACCCUGACAACACCGGUGCCUUCAAAGUGUACUGUGACCAAACAACAGACGGUGGGGGGUGGACAGUUUUUCAGAAGAGACUGGACGGCUCGGUUGAUUUCUUCCGCGGCUGGGAUGACUACAAACGAGGCUUUGGAAAUCUGAAUGGUGAGUUUUGGCUUGGCCUAGACAAGAUACACCACUUAACAAAAAAUCAUAGCAGGCUUCGAGUGGAUCUCGCAGACUUUGACGAGGAAACUGCCUACGCUAUGUACGACUCGUUUGGUGUCGCCAACGAGCAACAAAAAUAUAGGCUGCAACUUGGACAAUACACUGGUAAGGAUAAGGAUGCGACAAACGAGGGGUUAAUUUAACUCCUUAAAGUGGGGCUAUUUUUUGGGGAGUUAUUUUCACUCCAAAAAGGAGUUUAAAGAACUCUUUUUCAGGAGUAAAAAUGACCCCAGAUAUUAAGGAGUUAAAAUACCCCCAAAAAGGAGUUAACGUGUACCUAAAAUUUGUACUCCACUUUCAGAGUUAAAUUAGCUCCAAAAAGAGUAAAACAACUCAUGUAAGGAGUAAGAAUAACCCCAUUUUCGGAGUUAUUUUAACUCCAGACUGGGAGUAAAAAAAACUCUUUUUCAGGAAGUAAAAAUGACCUCAAAUUUGGAGUUAAAUUAGCAGUUAAAGUAAUCCCAAAAAUGGGGUUAUCCUGUACCUAAAAUGUUUCCUCCAUAUAUUUUUGGAGCUAUAAUAACUCCCUAUAAAUUACGGUGUGAAAAACUACCCAGUGGGCAAGCAACGUCAGUAGUAUUUUAAGAACCGAGUCGCCCUAUGUAGGGUCCAAGACAGUCUUGGAUUCCGGAUUCCAGGUACUGGAUUCCAGAUUCCAAUCUGUGGAUUCCGGAUUCCAGAUAUUGGAAUCCAGAUUACAAUCUGUGGAUUCCGGAUUCCAGGUAUUGGAUUCCAGAUUACAAUCUGUGGAAUCCGGAUUCCAGGUAGUGGAUUACAGAUUCCAAUCUGUGGAUCCCGGAUUCCAGGUACUGGAUCCCACAGCAUUUCUUAUCAGUAGAAACGCCGUGGAACUUAGAUUCCGGACUCCUUCUCGGAGGAAAUUGGAUUCUGGAUUACAAUCUUUAGAGGGAGUUCGGAUUCCUUGAGAUGAAUUCUGGAUCCAAAACCAUGAGUUCCGGAUUCCAAAAGCCAAAUUCUCUGCAUUCCGGAAUCCGGAUUACUUACAAGGGUCAAAACGGGGCGAAAUGGAGCAAAGUCACGUUUCUCUCUUUCUCACUUGGUAUCUGGUAAAAAAAAGUGAAACUGAGGGUAUUUUCCUAGCAUAUGACAGUAUUAACGGUUUAUAACUCGGUUGUAGGGACUGCGGGCGACUCGCUCAACAUACAUCGCAAUAUGAAAUUCUCCACAAAAGAUCAAAAGAACAACAAUCAUAAAAAUGACUGUGCCAAUAAAUUCGAGGGAGCUUGGUGGUACAGCAACAGUGAUUGUCACCAUUCCAACCUGAAUGGCCGCUACCUGAAAGGUCCGCACCCCACUCUGGGUAACGGUGUUAACUGGCGCGACUGGAAAGAUUUUCGUUACUCUCUCAAACGAGCUGAGAUGAAAACCAAACCGCUGUGA